This is a messenger RNA of Xenopus laevis (African clawed frog), 1273 nucleotides long. RefSeq names its product cathepsin E-A. Bases 49 to 1257 code for a protein of 402 amino acids. The record is from RefSeq and is a predicted model, not a curated record. NCBI's taxonomy places the organism in Eukaryota, Metazoa, Chordata, Amphibia, Anura, Pipidae. The transcript has 9 exons.
CAAUGCAACACGAACAGUAUCUUCAUUCAAUCUGCUCUUCAGAAAGCUAUGAAGAUACUGUUGGUACUUGUGGGAUGCAUCCAACUAGCAACACCGCUGGAAAGGGUCCCUCUGGUGAAAUUCAAAUCAAUACGGAGUCACCUUUGGCAAAGGGAUGAACUGGGUGAAUUUUGGUUGCACCACCAACCUCAUGUCUUUGCUCGUAAAUACACUCAGUGUUUUCCUCUGCCUUAUUCCUUAGCAGCUGGAACUACUUCGGAAUAUCUUGUUGAUUAUAUGAAUGCUCAGUACUAUGGAGAGAUCAGUGUCGGGACUCCACCCCAGAACUUCAGCGUGGUAUUUGACACAGGCUCCUCCAAUUUCUGGGUUCCAUCCUCUUAUUGCCUGAGUGAGGCAUGCCAAGUACAUGAGAGAUUUAAAUCGUUUGAGUCUGCUUCCUAUGAACAUGGAGGGAAACAGUUUUCCAUUCACUAUGGGACUGGACAACUUGCUGGUAUAACUGGCAAAGACACACUGAGAAUCAGUAACAUGUCCAUAGUAGGACAGGACUUUGGAGAGUCAAUCCUAGAGCCUGGCAGAACAUUUGUUUUGGCGCAGUUUGAUGGCGUGUUGGGCCUAGGAUACCCCUCACUUGCUGUGGCUGAUGCUGUACCAGUAUUUGACCGGAUAGUAGAACAAAAGCUAGUAGAGCAACAACUAUUUUCCUUCCAUUUGAACAGGGACUAUGAUUCUGAAUAUGGAGGAGAGCUUAUAUUUGGUGGCAUAGAUCACUCUCUGUAUAAAGGUCAAAUUCACUGGAUUCCUCUUACAGAAAAGGGUUACUGGCAGAUAAGGCUUGAUAAUGUUAAAGUUAAUGGAGAAGCAAUGUUUUGCCAAAGUAGCUGUCAAGUAAUUGUCGACUCAGGCACAUCACUAAUCACCGGGCCAAAAGCAGAAAUCAAACAACUACAGGAGUUCCUAGGAGCAACACCUACGUUAUUUGGCGAGUACAUCUUGGACUGCAGUCGUGUAUCCAGCCUUCCAAGGAUUACAUUCACCAUUGGACAGAGGGACUAUACAUUGACUCCUGAGCAUUAUACAAUAAGGGAAAAGUCACAAAAGGCAGAAUUUUGCCUGAUCGGAUUCCAGGCCAUGGAUAUCUCUACAAAAGAUGGGCCUCUUUGGAUUCUGGGAGAUAUAUUUAUGUCCAAGUUUUACACUGUGUUUGACCGUGAGCACGACAGAAUUGGAUUAGCAAAAUCUUGCAAAAAGAAAUAAUAAACAAUAACAAGUG